This is a messenger RNA of Centropristis striata (black sea bass), 807 nucleotides long. It is a transcript of the gene prop1, whose product is annotated as PROP paired-like homeobox 1. Gene Ontology annotation, biological process: regulation of transcription by RNA polymerase II. Gene Ontology annotation, molecular function: DNA-binding transcription factor activity, RNA polymerase II-specific; RNA polymerase II transcription regulatory region sequence-specific DNA binding. The coding region runs from base 115 to 807 and encodes 230 amino acids. The transcript is spliced from 3 exons. The record is from RefSeq and is a predicted model, not a curated record. NCBI's taxonomy places the organism in Eukaryota, Metazoa, Chordata, Actinopteri, Perciformes, Serranidae.
CCCACUCCAUUCACACAGGUAAACCAGGUGGGUUGGACAUGGACUUUAUGUCUCUUGUCUCUGUGUGGAGGAUCAGAUGCUCCACAUCGUGCCGUCAGUAGCAGACCUGCAGACAUGGCCCAGGUAAAGGUCUCCGGAGACGCCAUGAGGAGCCACCAGGACUGUGCAGAGGUUUACUCUGACAUGGCGACUGUCAGCUCCAGCGCAGAUAUAGGAGAGUCGGUGAGGAAGGGCUCAUUGUGUGAGACCUCCAUGGGAGUCGGCUUCGGCAGGAGGAGCAGAGCGUACCCCUCCCCAGCCAGGAGGAGACACCGCACCACCUUCAGCCACAAGCAGCUGGAGCAGCUGGAGGUGGCCUUUGGACAGAACCAGUAUCCAGACAUCUACUACAGAGAGGAGCUGGCUCGGGUCACCAAGCUCAACGAGGCUCGCAUACAGGUUUGGUUUCAGAACAGAAGAGCCAAACAGCGGAAGCAGGAGCGGGCCUCCCAGAAAGUCCUCCCAGUGGGAGUGAUGCCGGGCCACAGGGCGCUGCUGGGAGGGAUGGGAGGGAUCCAGCCUCCCAGCAUGGCUCGCCAGUACUACAGCCAGCCCCUGGCCCACAUCCCCCGCCUGCCCCCCAUGCUGCCCUCUGGGCCGUACUCCCGCCACCCGGGCCCGGUGGGCCAGUGCCCCUGCCCCAGCAUCCCCCCACAGCCGGCAGCCCCGCGGCAGCAUGAAGACUGGUACAGCCCGCUGAGGAGCAACCUCGCCUCACCCAUGUUCUCAUUGACCUCUAUGCAGCCUCUGGACCCCACCUGGAGCUAG